This is a messenger RNA of Aricia agestis (brown argus), 1728 nucleotides long. RefSeq names its product something about silencing protein 10 (gene Sas10). The record is from RefSeq and is a predicted model, not a curated record. NCBI's taxonomy places the organism in Eukaryota, Metazoa, Arthropoda, Insecta, Lepidoptera, Lycaenidae. Gene Ontology annotation, cellular component: nucleolus; small-subunit processome. Gene Ontology annotation, biological process: maturation of SSU-rRNA from tricistronic rRNA transcript (SSU-rRNA, 5.8S rRNA, LSU-rRNA). The coding region runs from base 211 to 1608 and encodes 465 amino acids. The transcript has 2 exons.
AUCAUCAACAAUCUUCGACAUUUGCGUGUAAUGGCGAAUUUGUGAUUUUAUUUUUCUCGUGUUGUAAAUUAUAACCUCUAUCAGUGUUUUUGCUAGUAAAUGUGCAAUUACACAUUUUAGAUAACGUGUUUAAGCUUUCACGUAGUGUAAUAGUACUAUUAGUAUAACCCAUGAGAAUAAGGCACGCGGUUUUUUAAGUUGAACAACACGAUGGCUGAGAAAAUAAGGAUUGAUUCCAAAUUUGAUAUGCAGGGGAACUACGAACCUUCUGAUUCGGAAAACGAGUAUACAGCUACUGAGAAAAGGCUUCUAGAAAAAGUAAGAAAAAGAAAACACCAAGAUUCUGGUAGUGAAGAUGAAAUGUAUGCCUUUUCUGAGUCUGAUGAAGAUGAAAGUGAUAAAAAUGAUAUGGCUGACAGCGACGUUGAGGGCCAAGAACAAUCUGAUGAUGAUUUGCCAGAUUCUAAAGCUUGGGGUAAGAAAAAGAAGUCAUAUUAUUCUACUGACUACGUAGAUCAAGACUAUGGAGGCUUUGGGGAUGAAGAAGAGGAUGCCCUUAUGGAAGAACAGGAGGCAAAAAAUAUACAAAAAAGAUUACUGGAACAACUGGGCGAAGAAGACUUUGCAUUAGAUUUCCUAAAUGUCAAAACUCAAGAAGUUGAUGAAAAAGAUACAGUGGUAAAAAGUGAUAUAAGUCAAAUGUCUAAAAGGCAAAAACUGCAAAUUUUGGAAAAGGAAAGCCCAGAAUUUUUGGGUCUCAUAGAUGAUUUUAAGUCCAAACUAACAGUCGCAAAAGAUGAUUUGCACCCCGUGUUGGAGCUGGUUAAAGGUGGAAAGUUUCCCAACUGUUCAGCCUCAAAGUUUGUCAAAACUAACUAUGAUUUAAUUCUUAAUUAUUGUACAAAUAUAAGUUUUUACCUCCUACUAAAAAGUCAAAAAGUUAAUAUUCAUAAUCAUCCAGUAAUUAAACGACUAUACCAAUACAGACAAAUGUUGAAAAAAAUGGAACCCAUAUAUCUCGAAGUUAUAAAGCCACAGAUUGACAAAAUUUUGCAUGCCGUGAAGAAUAAUUUAGAACUACAGUUAAUAUUAGAAAAUAAAGUGGAAGGUCAUAAACAUAAGCUAGCUAAGAAAAUUGAAAAGCCUCCUAAAAAGUUAAAACUGUUUAACUCUAUUAAAAAUGAUGAUGGGGAUGAUACGGGUGUAUCUGAUGAUAAUGAGGAUGAUGUUGAAGAUGAUGGACUAUAUCUUAGUAAUGAUGUCGACAAGUUAUCACGUGAUGCAGAAGAAUCAGAGGAAAGUGGAUUCUCUGAUAACAAUGACAUUGAAAAUGACAUGAACAAACCAUCAACGUCACUUCAGGAUGUGAUACCUGAAGAUAUAGGUGAUAAAAGGGAGAUUACCUACCAAAUCGCUAAAAACAAAGGCUUAACACCUCAUCGAAAGAAAGACCAGAGAAAUCCAAGAGUCAAGCACAAGUUGAAGUACAGGAAGGCAAAGAUAAGGCGAAAGGGCGCAGUGAGGGAACCACGUACUGAAGUAACACGAUAUGCGGGCGAAGCUUCUGGUAUUAAGGCAAAUGUCAAGAAGGGCAUUAAAAUUAAAUAAUAAGUCAGCCCUUCUAUAUUUAUUUUAUAAAAUACUUGAAUUAAAUGCUGUCCCAUCUCAGUGUUGCCAUCUGAAACAAAAUAAAAUAUGUUAACCUCAUAUUGGUAUUAACCUAUUGAU